UGCAAGAGUAUUGAAGGCCAGAGAGUCCAAACAUUAUGGACUUGAAUGAAGGAUUGGAGCCAGUGAGUCCAAGCGGACAAUACUUGAACAGCUCAAUGUUAUCUAUAUCUAUUGUUGCUGUCUUGGAAACUGAAGUUCCAAUCACCGACAUCGACAUAUCAUUCCUUAAUGAUUCACUCCUUCCCCUCAAUUCACGCUUCUCAUCCGUCAUGGUUACAAACCAAAAAGGUGAUAAACAAUGGAAAAGGGUUGAAGUGAAGCUUGAAGACCAUGUUAUUGUCCCCAUUUUCCCUGCCGGAUUGUCACCCACAUCAUAUGAUGCAUAUCUUGACGACUACUUGUCAAAGGUAGCAAUGGAUCACUUUCCCCAAAGCAAACCACUAUGGGAAGUUCACGUAUUCAAGUAUCCAACAAGCAAUGCAGCUGGUAAUAUCAUAUUCAAGCUUCAUCAUUCGCUUGGUGAUGGCUACUCCCUCAUGGGUGCACUUCUUUCUUGUCUACGAAGUGCUGAUAAUCCUUCUGCUCCCUUAACGUUGCCGUCACGCCCACACACAGAACUAGAAAGUGAUAAUAAAAGUGCUCUUGCAAAAGUGUUUCAAAUCUUUCCCUUGAUCUCUAACUCUCUAUCGGAUUUUGGAUGGAGCAUUUUGAAGAGCACUUUGGUUAAGGACGAUCGGACACCAAUUAGGUCGGGGGAUGAAGGAGUAGUGUUUCGGCCAAUCACAAUAUCAACCAUGACAUUCUCUCUUGAUCGUAUCAAACACAUAAAGGCCAAGCUUGGAUUGGUAAGAUCAACAUGUCUAAGCACAAACUAGCUAAUGAUCAUUUGAUUUUCAUGAAAUUCAUAUCCACUACUAGCACAAAGCAACAAAGCAAAUUCCACAGCCUUAGUGUUGCUCAACACAAGGAUGAUAAGGGCAUACAAGUCAGUGAAGGAGAUGGUUGAACCUGACUCAGAGGCUCCAUGGGGAAACCGAUUUGCCUUCUUACAUGUGCCAAUUCCAAAGUUUAAGGAUCCUAAAUCUUUAGACCCAAUUGAGUUUGUGUGGGAAGCACACAAGAUAAUCAAGAGGAAAAGAAGCUCAUUAGAUGUUUAUCUUACCAGCAGGCUUUUGGAGAUUAUGAAGAAAUUUAGAGGCCCUGAGGCUGUUGCUAGAUACAUCUAUGGGACACUAAGUAACUCCAGUAUGACGGUCUCAAACGUGAUCGGGCCAACUGAAAAGGCGAUUGUGUCUAAAUAUCCCGUUAAAGGCCUAUAUUCUAUGACAGUUGGUGGGCCUCAGAAUCUUACUAUAACAAUCACAAGUUAUAUGGGAAAUUUGAGGGUCUGUGCCGGAAUAGAAAAGGGAUUCCUUGAUCCCCAAAAGUUCAAGUCAUGCAUAGAAAAUGCCUUUAAGAUGAUGCUCAAAGCCGUAGAUGAACUUCCCUGACGGAAAACUUUAAUUUGAAGGUUUUUAUAUGCAUCAAGUAUACUGAAUUGUUAUUUGGUAAGCAUAAUGAAUAUUUCCAAUCCUGUUAUGAUUAUGAAUGGACUAGUUAUAACUAGUUGAAAGAAUGUUUUUAUA
This is a messenger RNA of Corylus avellana, 1565 nucleotides long. The record is from RefSeq and is a predicted model, not a curated record. Lineage: Eukaryota; Viridiplantae; Streptophyta; Magnoliopsida; Fagales; Betulaceae.